Scedosporium apiospermum is the source of this 2694-nucleotide messenger RNA. RefSeq lists its product as uncharacterized. The transcript has 2 exons. Lineage: Eukaryota; Fungi; Ascomycota; Sordariomycetes; Microascales; Microascaceae. The record is from RefSeq and is a predicted model, not a curated record. Gene Ontology annotation, biological process: protein ubiquitination; ubiquitin-dependent protein catabolic process. The coding region runs from base 1 to 2694 and encodes 897 amino acids. Gene Ontology annotation, molecular function: ubiquitin protein ligase activity.
AUGGAUGAUCAUCUUCCUGAUCUUCCCUCCGGAGACACAUCGCGUGGGAUUUGGUAUAAUUUUACAACCUGGACAGCACAACAGCUCAAAUAUACCGUCAAUGUGACUAAAUACGCGCCAUCGUUGGAAGAUCUUGUCUGGGCAGGCCCGCGCAUUGUGAGACGGCUCGGAUCGAUCAUCUUCCUUCCCGACGCUAUUGAAGGACCACAUGUCUCCGGCCCGGCCCUCUCAGAUUCUCUUCAGAAUGCGUACAUGAUGGCAUCGGAUUCCGCUCCGAAUACAGUCGGCAUCAACAGACAUGCUUCGGGAUCGAGCGCCAAUCCGUUACCCGGACCACUCCACAGCCCUGUCGAUGGAACAAGGGGGUUUGGCAGCGUAUUCAGCUAUGCGACCAGUAAAUGGGCCCUCUGCUGCAUUGCGAUGGCUAUUAUCUUGAACCGGGCUUACAUCUUCGCGGCUACCCGACGGAGGCUAGUACUACCCUGGCAUAUACGUGUUCUUAUACGUGGCGCUCCGAUCGUUCUCCUCGGCCUGCAGGCGAGACAUUUGCUUCAGUCUAUCCAAUGUCAAACUUCUCCCGAAUUUCCCUCUAUGCGCUGGGGGGACACAAGUAAGCACUCAGAGCUUAUGUUCCCCCAGACCAAUACGUUUCUUCAUGGCCUCAGUUCCACUCUACUCCUUAACCCGACGGAUCGCGAAUCUUGCGUCUCAAUCCAUAUGAUCCCACAAAAUACCGACCCCAGCCGUGACGUUCGGGAGCUCAAGGGAUCUCUUUCCCUCCUCUGGCCCUUGUUUGGUACAUUUUGCCUAAGCCAGCUCCUAGAAACUAUCGUGUGCGCCGUUGAGGGACGGACGCUCUCCGCAGAAACGGGCAUGACUCUGUUCGAGCACUCCCUUGCCUUUGCGGAAGCUGAUGCAGCAAUCAGCAACCAACUCGGCUGGGGUGUAUUCAACUCCCACAGUAGUGUGGGCACCUCGGCAACUUCCCUCAACUAUACCAUGGCCGUUAGUCGUUCUAUGAUUCUUCAGAGAGUUAACACUUCCCCCGAGGUACUUCUUGUGGCAUUCUUGUCCUCAAUGGCCCAUAUAACGAGCCAUCUAUUGGGCACGUUCAAUCUUCAGGCCAAGUUUCGUCUCUUGAGCACUACACUUUGGGGUCUUUCCUUCAUGGGUAGUAUUAUGUGGAGCGUUGCCACAUUCUCCAUAGACUCUCUCGACAGACAGAGUUUGCUGCGGUUUCCGACCGUGUGUAUCAUCGGCUUCAUCCCCCACGUUCUUGUCUUAUCAGGCAUUGUUGUCUGUUUGUCCAUCUACGGGUUUGCGCUUUUGCUAUCCGCAAUAGCCCCUCCCCAGGGAAUUGAUUUCAGGAAUCUAAAUUUCCGUCAGCGACUUGCCCAGGCACAAGGAAAUCUUCAAGCCAAUAUAUCCCUCUCCGAUCUCCGGAUUAGCCGCGAAAUGGACUUUUACACCGCAUUACUCAGGACUGGAUUUGGAGCGAUCACGCUUGCAAGCGAGGCCGUUUACUUAAAUGAAGACUCAGCCGUCAACACUCCACGCCAUACCUGGCUUGAGGAACAACGGUCUCGGGAAUUGGAGGAAUUCCACGCUAGACUGUCGGGGACUGCAGACGUGACCUUCAGCAGUCGUAAAUCGCCAGCGGAAUCCGGUGCCGCACAGCGUUUAGCUCGUGUGGGGGCAUUUAACGGGUAUUCCCGUGAGAAAACUACGCAAGCAAACAACAAAGAAAGGGCCAGUCUGGAUAGACAGUCAGGAAAUGGCGUGGGCGCCGCUGCAAGGAGCGGUAGGUGGUUGGUAGCAUUGGAUUACAUGCUCAACAUUUACCGCGUUGUGAUGAAAACGUGGGCACUCAUGUUUCUCAAGAUCCUUGAGAAGCUAGGGAUAAGAUCGCAACCACCAUGGCUACUCUGGCUGUUCCGAGGGGGCAAAUCAUCGACUGGGAGACAACUCGCACGGCCCGAAUUAAACCCUCCACCGUCGGUAAACGCUCCGCAAACUCUUGACGGCAUCUGGAUCCCUCGAGGUGACCAUGUCGAUGUAGAGGCAGAAGUGAGAAAACGCGUGCAAGCCACGGCCCGGGGUGAUAGAAGCUUUAGUGAGGAGGAGCUUGACGCCCGCCUCUAUUCCUGGUGGCUGCACGGUGGCACCUGGGGUUCGGUGGACCGCAGUGGGGAUUACGCUGCCAGCGAAAGUGAGAGUAUCACGGACAACACAAGCGUGAUUUCUAGAAGUCGAUCUGAUCAGGAUGAUGAAGAAUGGGGUGAAGAGUACGACCAAAAUACCCUACUCCAGUUAGGAUCUCCCUCAGAUCGAGAGACAAGCCCCGCUGUUGACAGCCCAAUUCAGCUAUCGGAUCUCGCACGUCUUCUACACCCGAAGACACUCGAGGACCAGGAAGAAGCAGAUGCGUUAUCCGCUCACCUCGCCAGCGAUGAAAUACUGACAAGAUCGCGGAGUCUAGGCUCCUGGAACGGAUUUUGCUCUCGAGACGACAACAAACGCGACAAUCGGAAUCGUUACCAGAUCGCCAGUCUCAAUCGUGGGCGACUGGUGCUUCCGGGAUGGGCGCAGAGGGUCCUCAGUGCGUCGUCUGUCAGAGCACCCCAAGAACUAUCAUUAUUUGGCCUUGUCGCUGCCUCAGUUUAUGCGACGACUGUCGAGUCGCUCUGGCAAUGA